Phanerochaete carnosa HHB-10118-sp is the source of this 2876-nucleotide messenger RNA. RefSeq lists its product as uncharacterized. Gene Ontology annotation, molecular function: ATP binding; DNA helicase activity; DNA binding. Gene Ontology annotation, biological process: establishment of sister chromatid cohesion; nucleobase-containing compound metabolic process. The transcript is spliced from 17 exons. The coding region runs from base 65 to 2644 and encodes 859 amino acids. The record is from RefSeq and is a predicted model, not a curated record. Gene Ontology annotation, cellular component: nucleus. Lineage: Eukaryota; Fungi; Basidiomycota; Agaricomycetes; Polyporales; Phanerochaetaceae.
UUUAUUCACCUCAUAACAUCUGAUGUAUUGAGGUUGGAAUAUUGGGAUAAAAUAAUUUUUUAAGAUGUCUCUCAACCUCAACACUCCGACCUCUUUCCCGGCCUUCCCAUUCGCGCCGUACGACAUUCAGCUCGGUCUCAUGCGGCAUUUGUACGAGAAUAUCGAGAAUCGACGCGUUACCGUCGUAGAAAGCCCCACAGGGACGGGAAAGACGCUCAGUCUCUUGUGUGCUUCUCUAACCUGGCUUCGCGAUGAGCAAGACAGGGCACGCAAGGGAAAAAUAUCUACCGAUGAUGAGCAAGAAGUAAUGGAUUGGGUGCUUGCGCAGACUCUGGACCGUAAACGACAACAGCUAGAAGCAGAGGAAUUGGAAUACGCUGAACGCCUUGCCGCAGCUCGUAAACGUGAGGCGAUCAUGAGACGUGCUGCCAAAGCCAGAAGAGUUGAACCGGACAAAGAGGGUGACAGAAGUAUAGAUUUUGACGACUUAGUCUUCUUGCCGGAGAAUGUCGACGGUUCAUCUAUACGAGAAGAAGAUGAUAAUAUUUCUCCCGCCGUUCGCGCGCUCAUGCAGAAGUACGUCUCGAAAUCGGGCUACUCGUCGAAUACAACCGAAGCCGAGCCGACGUGCACAAAAAUCUACUACACUUCGCGUACUCACUCUCAACUCUCCCAAGUACUCCAGGAGCUACGGAAGCUGAGCAUCUCUUUGUCCCCGUCAUCUGAUGACGAACAGAACGAUGCUUCCGUGGUCGAUAUUAGGACCGUCUCUCUUGCUUCGCGGAAACAGCUAUGUGUGAACGAAAAGCUGAAGGGGAAGGGCGGCGACCUGGAUGAAGCCUGCAGGCAGCUCUUAAGUGAGAAAGGCGACAAACGAUGUUCAUAUCUGCCUCCUGCAGAUGACGAGACGAGGAUGUUGGAUAUGCGAGAUCAGAUCCUGGCCACACCGAAAGACAUUGAAUCUCUCGUGCAGACGGGUCAAGAGUCGCGCACGUGUCCUUACUUUGGCUCGAGAAAGGCCAUAUUGCAGGCUCAACUUGUGCUCUUACCCUAUAAUCUGCUAUUGCAGAGAACUGCUCGAGAAUCGCUUGGGAUAGACCUGACUGAUCAGGUUAUUAUCGUCGAUGAGGCGCACAACCUUAUAUCCACGCUGCUCUCUUUAUCCACCGUUCAGCUCCCUCUGCGCACACUUUCAACCUCUCUCAAUCAACUCUCAAUAUAUCUGAGUAAAUUCCGCAACCGCCUCUCGACAGAGCACAGCCUUCAUCUUCGGCGGCUUGUCGGGCUACUCGAAGCGCUCUCCAACUUCGCUGAGGACUGGAAGGCGAAGCGUACCGCAUCAACGAGUAUCGUAACAAAGAGCGGGACGGCCCAAGCAAAUGCGGAGGUCCUCACGUCCGGAGAGCUCAUGGCGAAGCUGGGAAGAAAGGUCGAGGGCGUAAACUUGCUCGAGAUCGAGAAAUACCUGCGAAGCAGCAAGGUUGCGAGGAAAAUCUCGGGAUAUUGCACGCAGGCUAUGGAAAAGGCUGCGGGACAAGGCGAGAUGUAUCCCAAGAAGCUCGUGAAACUGGCCAAGCUGAGCGCAACGACACCGCCUUUGCAUGUGGUAGAAAACUUUAUCGUGGCGCUGACAGCCGCCAGCGACGGUGGCCGUGUCACCGUGUCUCUUGCGGGCGAUCAGGUGGAGAUUAAAUACCAACACCUCAAUCCUGCCACAUACUUUCAAGAGGUCGUCGAGGUGGCCCGCGCGGUUGUCCUUGCCGGCGGCACGAUGUCCCCGAUAUCUGACAUUACAGCCCAACUCUUCCCGUUCGUUCCGCAGGAGCGGCUCACGACAUUCUCCUGCGGUCACAUCGUGCCGCCGAACAGCCUGCAGACGCUCGUUGUGAAGAAAGGUCCGAAAGGAAGCCAGAUGCAGUUUAAAUUUGAGAGUCGGAACGACCACGCCCUGCUAGCGGAGCUCGGCCAGGUGUUGUUCAAUUUUGCAAGCCUCGUACCUGGUGGUAUGGUCGUCUUCGUGCCAUCAUAUGGCUUCUUGCAUACCGUCAUGGGCGUAUGGGAGAAGAGUGGCUUGCUGGAGAGGCUGCGCUCCAAAAAGAAGGUUUUCACAGAACCUCAGGAGAGCGCCGAGGUCGAGACCGUUCUCCGCGACUACGCCGCAGAAAUUCAAUCCGCUGGCGACGGCGCCCCGGCAGAUACCUCAAAGAAGAGAGGCGCCUUGCUCUUCGCCGUUGUCGGCGCGAAGCUCUCGGAAGGCCUGAACUUCUCCGACAACCUCGCCCGCGCAGUUGUCAUCGUUGGCCUACCCUUCGCCAAUCUCGCUUCUCCCGAGCUCCGCGAGCGCAUGGCGUACGUAAACCGCCAACAACAAGGGCGUGACGUGAAGCCGGCUGGCGCAAAGGAUGCGGGAACAGAGUUAUAUGAGAACAUGUGCAUGAACGCUGUGAACCAGAGUAUUGGACGCGCCAUAAGGCACCGCGGAGACUGGGCGUCGCUCAUCCUGCUCGACAGCCGGUAUGCAUCACCGCGCAUACGCAACAAGCUCCCCAAGUGGAUCGGGAAGAAUGUCACCAUUGCGGAGACGUUUGGGGAAGCAGUCAAGGAGAUGGGCCGGUUCUACCGGGAGAAGCGGGCAGCUCAGUAGUAUCAAUGACGAUAACGAAAAUAAAUACUGCAGAGUGAUAAUGGUACAAAUGUGACGAAAAGCGCGUAUAAACAGGAAAUCUGCGUUGGUCAGGCUACCAUCGCCGCUCGUUGUCGGGGUCGAGGCUGGCCCAAGCCGCAUCUCUACACGCGUCGCACCAGUCUUGGAUGAGGUUCACAACCCUUCGGUUCUCCGUGAACGUCUACAACACCAUUGCGACAGAAGAGGUUAG